AUGAGCCUCUCAACGGUUUCGACGGCCACCGCUGUGGAAGAACAGGAACUCAUAUUGUUACCCCCCGCCUACUAUCAACGUAUUGCUGAUUUUAUUGGCAUAUGGUCGUUCAAAGCAGCAAUCGCGUUCGGCUCACGACUUCAUCGAGUUUUUACACGAAGACCAAAACAUUUGCUGAAACCCGAGGUGAAGGCAUAUCCCAUUCGACCCCUCCUCAAAAAUCGGAUAUUCCGCCCGCGAGGAUCUGAAAAUAAAAGGCUACCUCUCUACCUUGAUCUUCACGGAGGUGGGUGGGCGGUUGCGGAUCCGGAGACAGACGACGAGUUCUGUUCGUUCCUUGCCCAAAAUUUCAACUCAAUCGUGGUCUCAGUGAAUUAUCGAAAAUCACCAUCUUACAAAUUUCCAUAUGCCGUUAACGAUGUGGUAGCUAUUACGGACGCUGUACUGACAGAUGAGUCGCUGGACAUCGAUAGCAGUAGGGUCGCGAUGGGAGGGUUCUCCUCAGGAGGCAACCUCGCAUUUGCAGCCUGUCAGAAUAAACUCAUCAAAGAUCGAAUACAUGCUCUAGUUGGAUUAUAUCCCGUAUUGGAUCUCGCUGAGAGCUCAGAAGAUAAGCUCAGCCAUCGACCGAAAGAAGCCGGAAAAGAUAUACUCAAGUCAAGUGUGAAUUUCCUGGCGCGGGCCUAUGUUCCAUAUGGUACCAACAGGAAGGACCCCUUACUGUCUCCAAUCUAUGCGCAACGAGAGGAUUUACCUGCCAGUGUUUAUCUAGUGGGGGCUGAAUACGAUAUGCUCUGCCACGAAGCAAAUCGAAUGGCGGAGGCCCUGGCUGGCAUCCAAUGGGAAAGAGAGUUCGAGCAGAAUGGAUGGAGGCAGGGUGGAAUCAAAUGGGAGUGUGCAAGAGCUAAACAUCAUGCAUUUACACAUAUUGCGACGAGUGGAAGCCAAGAGACGGCUAGAGUUGAAUUCGUCCGCGAGUUAUAUAAUAGGGUAGGAGUAUGGCUUCAAGGAGAAGCGUGGGGAUAA
Messenger RNA from Lachnellula hyalina, 1026 nucleotides. RefSeq names its product Arylesterase. Bases 1 to 1026 code for a protein of 341 amino acids. The transcript has a single exon. The record is from RefSeq and is a predicted model, not a curated record. Gene Ontology annotation, molecular function: hydrolase activity. Lineage: Eukaryota; Fungi; Ascomycota; Leotiomycetes; Helotiales; Lachnaceae.